Messenger RNA from Gongylonema pulchrum, 522 nucleotides. The record is from the annotation of a GenBank genome assembly. Lineage: Eukaryota; Metazoa; Nematoda; Chromadorea; Rhabditida; Gongylonematidae.
AUGGGAUUGGACGGCGACGAAGCGCCACAGGUGCACCACUUUGACCGGCUGGUUCACGGCCACCAUGCAACUUCUGUUGCAUCAACGUACCGGCGGCUAUUACUGGUCAUCGAUGUCUUGUUCGGGGAGCGGUCGCUUUGUGAAUUUUCGCUGAACGAGGACGACGCGAUUGACGAGAACGAAGUGCCGCGGCAGCAACAGCAGCAGCAUCAGCAGCCAGCAGAAGGCAACAGCACUGCGCAGUGGAUGAGGUAUAGUCGGUUGGGUGCUGAGGAAACAAAGAUACGAUUGGAGGAGUCUCAGCCACUGAUGAGCGAAUCAGUCGCCAGCACCAGCCGGGACGACAUCUUUCUGUUGCCUCUCGCAAGCGCCCCCGCCAGCAGCAGCCGAUUCUCGAGCUUCUUCGAUACAAUUAUGUUCAGGCAAGAAUUGCUUUUUAUGCGUUCUCGCGGUGCAGCGCUACAGCCAGCAAAAACGCGUAUUGUCGAAAGAUUGUCUGUGUGUGUAUUCGGAAGCGAGUGA